GGGGUAGUGCAUGGUACUUCCUUUGUACGUUUCCGUUCGAAAAGAGAAGAAGAGGUGGUUUCCAUCAUCGUCAAAAACUCUUUCUUGAUCUUUCCACGCUUGCGUUUUCUGCAUCUCUUCCAACUUUCUAGAUCUCGCAAGAAUUCCAAUUUCUUAGAAUGUUGUUUUAGGAACUUGGAUCUGAUUUUCUUGUAUACGCUCGUUUCAAUUGGGAACCGCACUUCCCUCUCUUUUGAUCCAUCGGUUCCGUUCGAGUACACAGAAACGUCUUUUUCUCCUUCUUCCUUUUUGCCGUUGUUCUCCCACAUAAACACACGAAGCUCCCUUGCAACAUUUCUCCUCAACCCCCCUCCUCUUCCCAAUACCAUCUGUGCAAAACACAUCUGAGAGACGUCCAUCGGUCACCGCCUCUCUCUCUCUCGUGUACAAAGAUAUUUUGUUUCAGGUGCAAUUGCGCCCGUCGAAAAGGGAGUCGAAAUGUUUUGUACUUAUUCGAAUCUCUCUCUUGACGGAUUAAAGGGUUCUCGGUGAUUCCUUCGUGUGUUGAGCCUACUACUAGGAAGGUCAAGCACACUUGCAAUUGGCUACCGGGCCAUCAUUGCUUCACAUCAGUGAGAGCUUAAUUGUAUUAUAUCUGUAUACUUUUGUGUGUAAUGUGGACAUCGUCGUUGAUUGAUUCAUUCGACGUUGGGAAAUAUACUAAUUAUAUUUAAAAUUGUGCUCUCGAGAAGUAGAGACGAGAGAAAUAAUUCAAUUGGAUUCUUCCGUCCUUUCGAUCCUCAGUCUUUGAUUGAUUCACUCGGCUGGGCGACUUCAUCUUCUUCACACGCUUCUUCAAUUCUCCACGAUAUUCCAAUUUUAUUUUGCGCUUUGUCCACACACGAUCAAAGCAUUUGGGCGCACUCGAAUAUUGGAGUCGACUACAACAUUGUGAAGGUAGGACUGGGAGGACGGCGAUUGAGAAGAGAGGAUUUGAAGGAUCUCGUCGUCGAAUUCUUUGCUGGACUGAUUCUCUACAUACGAGUCCCCCAGAAGAUCCCGUCAUUGGUGCUGUUUAAUUGCUACUUUAUACAUACUGCCUUUAUUUUUUUCACCACGACGCGCUCUCUGUCAUCCCACAACCAAUACUAUAUCGAGCCGACUCACAAUCCAGCAAUUGAUUCUACCGCGAGCCUUCUUCCUCAAGAGCCUCUGCUUUUGCCUCUUAAUCUUUUGUACAAAUUUUCACACCAACGUCCAAGCAAUCCCACAACCACCAAUCAUCACAAUGGCAUCCUCAGAGGUCGACACAAAGUUCCUCGGCCAAUUUGCCAAAAAUAUUCAAUUGGAUCAUCCACUGCUCGCUCAAAACUUAUUUCAGAUUCUGGGAAACCUCACCAUGCUCUCAAAAAUGGUCGUGAAAGCGCGAAAACUCAGACGCCUCGACACAACCCGUGAUACAAAGUCCGUCGAGCUAUACACUCGAAUUAUUUGGUACGCGAAAGAAGGUUUGAAGAUUGUAGAACAAUACGUCCUACCUCUCGUGGCAGGUUUUGGAGAGUUAAAAGUCCUUGUUUAUAAGUUGAGGGCUAGUUAUUAUCAUCUCUACGUUCUCUUCCACAAUACUCCUGCGAUCACUCUGAGAACUCCCAAGAUCUCUACACCACCUGGUCUGACUUCUCCACGUUAUAAAGAAAAAGGCGGACCCGUCGGCGGACCACCCGGUCUUUCUCUUCCACCAGAUAUCACGGGAAGUUUUCUCAUCCCCGCCCUUGAUUAUCGCCCCUUCGCAACCCAAUGCUUCGAAGACGCAUCCAUCCUUGCUGAUCGCCAACUAUGGGGUUCUCACCCCCUGCGUCUCUCUGUAAAAGUCGAAUACACAGCAUUUAUAUACGAUUGUUUGGAUGAAGCCAAUCGGUCGAGAGAACUGGCCCGGAAGACAAUCAAUGAAGUCUACAAUGCGGAUGAGGGAAUGGACGAUGAUAUGUUUGAGGAUGCGGCAGAAUUAGUGAGUAUUCUGGGGAAGAUGAUGAAGAGGGGACUGGGGACAGGCACGAGCGCGGGAACUAGUACGGUGGGUGCGAGUGGAAGUGACGAGGGUACUUUGAGGGGGAGGGGAGGGGAUUUGGAAAGAACGCCGAGAUUACAUGGGGAUACAUUACCGCCGAUGCAUAACCCAAUUUGAGACAUUUCGGACCGAUGACGAGAGAGUGGCUCUUUGGACCGUGCUGCCACUACCCAUGAGAUUUUGCUUUUUCGCUCUUUACACAAAGAUCAAUCACGUCACGAAAGAUACCCCCGAUUCGAAAUUUUACCAAGUAUGAGAUCCAGCUCUCACAGAUUCGAAAUGAGCCAAACAUCCCAACCCAAUCCAAUCCAAUUCAAAGAACAAGAAGAAACACAAAACACAUAACCAGGAGAAAAAAGAAUCGACGUCUAGCUUCGUUGUUUGAUUAAGCUACUGCAAAGACUCUGCGCGCAUAUAUGUAUGAUAAUGACGGUGAUGAGUAUGAUAUUUUUGACAACGGGGAAGAAGAAUCACAUGUACGAUUGGUUGUUUAUUGGAUUGUUUGAAUAAUUAUAUACCCACGAAUGACGCGACGGGCAUUGGCAUUGGCAUGGUCAUUUGAGUGAGAGCGUGGGUUUGCUAAUGAGAUAGAUAGAUCGUGAAGUUGAGUUGAGGUAUGGGGUUGGGAAUGAAGUUGUUAAUAUAAUGACGAUGAUGAUUUUGAAAUAAGCGAUGAGCUAGCUGGUGAAUAUAUGUUUGAUCUGCGUGAAUUGCUAUGUGAGAAUGGGAGAG
Botrytis cinerea B05.10 is the source of this 2779-nucleotide messenger RNA. RefSeq lists its product as hypothetical. Bases 1268 to 2164 code for a protein of 298 amino acids. The record is from RefSeq and is a predicted model, not a curated record. Gene Ontology annotation, biological process: signal transduction. The transcript is spliced from 3 exons. Gene Ontology annotation, cellular component: cytoplasm. NCBI's taxonomy places the organism in Eukaryota, Fungi, Ascomycota, Leotiomycetes, Helotiales, Sclerotiniaceae.